CGUUCUGAUGUGAUAACCAUGAUAACUGAUGGUUCGAAAAAGAUCAAAGAGCACAGACAACUGAGACAUAAUCUACUCAGGAUGGAAGUAUUUUAAAGUUUAUAGCAGGAAAGCAGAGUAAAGAGUUUUUACGACAGCUAGAAAUCUGUGCGAGUAACGUUAGGACCUUCGCUUAGGAUUGCACUUGCAAAUAAUUCCUCACCUAAAGUUAGUUCGUCACAGGAGCUUGGCGCUGAAGCGCAGACGAACCCAAGCUAGAAUGGAACCACGCUUAGACGACGCUAACCUCCUCAAGAGCAUUGUAGCCGAAAGAUGGAGCCAAGAACAAGGUGAGAAUGAAGACGACACAGAGCAAUCAGUUUCGGAGAUAGCAAGCAGAAAUGUUUGCCCCGAUCACUUGGCGAGCAGCUGUGUAUUCCUUGUCGGUAAUCGGCUCGCUCCCAUUCAGCCAUCCCGAAAAGAACUUCACUUCUCGGGCUGCGAAAGCGGUGUAAAAAUGAGGAAGUCACUGCAGUUGAUGAACGCUACAUCAGUGAGACAGCGCUACCAUUUACUGCCAAACACGACGAGCUAUUUCAAAGUGACGGUUAGAAAACGACCCGGAGGACUUGUACCUGGUAUGGGAGACGAACUAGUAGUGGACCUGCUGAUCCCAUUCGGCGAGGAGCUGAAGGCUUGCUAUUCUGAUCACGUUCGAAUUCAUUGUGAUGGUGGUGAGCACAUAAAGAUUCCUCUGUUAGCUUAUCGGUGCUCUGGUGCUCGCCUGCCCAAACAUAUCAACUACGGGGCACGUUCCCUGCUCGCACAGCACACGAAAACGCUGUCGAUUACAAACUGUAGCAAGGAGCAAGACUUUCCCUUCAGACUAUGUCUAGAGUGUACCGAUGGCUGUUUCGAAGUAUCUCCACCUGAAGGCAUCAUACCAAGUCAAGGCCGUGCAGAAAUUGCCAUCGUCUAUCAGCCGACGGAGUACUCAACUUCCAGGGGAACGCUAACUCUGACUGUCGAGGAGCUAUUCUGCAAAGCUCAAACAUGCAAUCUUGUUGGCAGCUGCGUUCCUGGAAAACCCUGAUCCCUGUGCAGAGGUAGAAAGCCUUGUGACAGUCGCGCCAGAACACCUCAGAAUGACUGGAACCUGGGAUAUGGCACGCAGGUAUGGUGAGUUCCUGGGCAGUCACCAUUGCUUUGGACGUGAAGUGAAAUCAAACCUUGCUGUAGAUACCCGUGGUUGGUUACAAAAACCCUGCAAUCGCCACGCAAAGUGGUCAUUGGUUACCCCAGCCAUGUAUUGCUUGGAAUAAAAUAAAUAUAUAAAUACUGUGGCAGCAAUAUGAACAGUGUCGAUUCACCCGGACAUGCAAACUAGCAUGAGUGAUCCCUGGUCAUAUUGCAAUACGAACAGUAAACAGCACACUGGCUGCACAGUCCCUGGUUCAAGCAGGGCUAGUGCUAUGUGCUUCUAAGUUUUAAUGCAAAGAACACAAGUUGUGUAAAUUGAGUGAUGAUUAUUGUGCCCUUGAAGAUACGCAUGUGCAACACAGUUUAGAUCUCCUCCGACUGUCAUAUUUUCACAGCAUAAACACAGUGCAUGAUAGCAUUUUGCAUAAACAUAUCGUCAUAAACCCUUUCCCUUCGGUAAAUAAUAAUUGAGCCCUCUACGGACCGGUGAGUGAGCUUCACAUGGUAUCGUCAUAAACGUAAACUUUCAACUCUCUCGUCUUUGGUUCUGCUCCCUUUACUCGAUUGAGGAAAAUCUCUGUAAGAACUGGAUCACAGAGAUGCAGUGUCAACGGUGUACUAGAAGCAACUGACACGGCCAGAAGUGAAUCACGGUUCAGACUGCACUGUGUGCAUAGGACUCUAUGUGUGCACGCCUUGUGCAUGUGUCUACAUGUGUUUGCAUAUAACGUGCAUGAUACAUCGAAUUUGGCAGUACAUGCAUAUGAGCUGCUUCUGCUCAGCUCCUGC
This is a messenger RNA of Sycon ciliatum, 1968 nucleotides long. Its product is annotated as cilia- and flagella-associated protein 221-like. Gene Ontology annotation, cellular component: 9+2 motile cilium. The coding region runs from base 260 to 1072 and encodes 270 amino acids. The record is from RefSeq and is a predicted model, not a curated record. The transcript has a single exon. NCBI's taxonomy places the organism in Eukaryota, Metazoa, Porifera, Calcarea, Leucosolenida, Sycettidae. Gene Ontology annotation, biological process: motile cilium assembly; cilium movement.